Lytechinus pictus (painted urchin) is the source of this 8081-nucleotide messenger RNA. RefSeq names its product alpha-(1,3)-fucosyltransferase 7-like. The transcript has a single exon. Gene Ontology annotation, molecular function: alpha-(1->3)-fucosyltransferase activity. The record is from RefSeq and is a predicted model, not a curated record. Gene Ontology annotation, cellular component: membrane. Lineage: Eukaryota; Metazoa; Echinodermata; Echinoidea; Temnopleuroida; Toxopneustidae. Bases 16 to 1359 code for a protein of 447 amino acids.
UUUUACAGAACGUGCAUGAUGUUUUGUCGUCAAUUCUGGAUUCUAGCUGCAAUUUGUGGAGGUUUCUUACUGCUGUAUUGUGCACUGCUUACAAAAUCAACCUUAAAUGCAUAUUCGUCUACAAGAAAGAAAUGUGAUGCUUAUCCUGCAUAUAAUAAAUAUGUGGCUGUAUCAUCUAAUACCUGUCCUUCAUUUGAAAAACAUAAAUCUGUGUCAAACCAUUCUGGACUAUCUAACCGGUGUGUAAGAUAUUUUUCUGUAUGGUUAGGGCCGUACGGAAGUUGGACCGAAUAUGCUGUGAUUGAGAAUCUUUUAAAAGACGCACAAGAUCAUAAAAGUACAAUUAAUAACAGUAGAAUUAUAUUGAGCAAAGAACAUCCCAGUUUUUUUCAAGAAUGUCCAGAUUUCACUUGUGACGUAGUCAUAAUAGGAAUGCAGUCAAUAGAAAAUCGCUCUGUUCUGGAACACAGCGAUGCCAUAUUUUUUAAUAUAAGGCCUAAAAUACAUAGAGAGAAAACACAUGAAUUUUUAGAACAAUCAGUCAAGGACCUGCCAUCUAACAUAAAAAUUAUUUUUUAUUCCAUGGAAAGUCCACUGAUGCUGAAUUACUUUGAUCCACAAAUUGACAGAAUCAAAUAUCAUAUUGACAUGACUUAUUUUUCUGACACUGAUGUACACCUUCCGUACGGUCGGUACAUUUUCGGAGAGCCGACAGACAGAGAAUUGAUUAACUAUGCCGAAAAUAAAACUGACCUUCUUGUGUGGGUUGCUUCCAACUGUAAAAAAACAUUUUGGCCCCGAAUGGACUGGGUGAAAAGUCUAGAGAAAUUGAUAACAUUUGAUACAUAUGGCAGAUGUGGUAGGAAUAUUGGCUGUCUUCCUCGACUGUCCCCAGAAUGCGCCAGGAAGCGAUCCCAUUAUAAAUUCAUUCUUGCCUUGGAGAAUUCACAAUGUGACGGAUAUGUGACCGAAAAGUUUUGGCUGAAUGGUGUCAUGAAUGGUAUAGUCCCAAUUGUUUAUGGAGGUAAACGUGCCGCUUAUGAGCACAUAGCUCCCCCCAAUUCCUUUAUCCACAUCGGUGACUUUUCCUCGCAGCAGGAACUUGUAAACUACCUCCUCAAAGUGGACAAGAAUGACAGUCUUUACAAUGAAUUCUUUGCCUGGCGGAGGCAAGGUCACAUUGAGAUAGUCUACCCUGAUUUGAAGCCUCAGUCUUUUUGCAAAGUCCUCCCAAAAUUGUCUGAAUCAACUCCUGUCAAGAGUGUCGGGGAUUCUAAUUAUUUUCAAAGUUGUAGAGGAGGUGCCAAAAGACCAUUUAGUGUGGAUGGGGACAUUGAAAGCUGGACACCAUGGAAAUAAACAAGGAAUCACGCUCUGAUCAGGUACACUUCAGAAUAUCAUUAUAAUAUAUUCAUGUGAGGAGUUAAGAAAGAAUUUUUUUUUCUCAAUGUAAAAUGUUUUUUUUUAUCUUGUUGUUGUUGCAGGAGUUUCUGCAUUUACUGUAUACCAAUAGCUGAAAUUAAUUUACAAUACAGAAAUAUAAUCAUAAUAUGGCAAAAUGUUAUAAUAGAGGAGUAAUAAUAGAGUUUGGACAUAUAAAUACAAUAUUGAAAUUUUAAACACCCUAGGGUAUUCAGCUGUAGGCGCAUACCCUCAUCCACUCCCCUCAGAUGCUCUCAACGGCCUCCCGCAGUCACCCUCGAGAGCAUCAUGACAUUUCCAGAGGCCACCACUGUAGAGCCCUGUGGUAUUCACACUUUAUGGUACAAACUUCAGAUGAUUUAGAAUUAAAAUUAACAUAUGGUCUUAUGUUGUAUAAAUAAUAAAAAAAAACUCUAAUUCUGUAGCUGUCUUUAAAUUGUAAUCUAUGGUAUUGAAUGCCUUCAAUACAUGUACUUGUACCUCAAAGGUGUGCUUUUUUUCAAUUGUGAAUCUCUUAUUUUGUUGUAUAAUUUUACAAUUGCAUGGUCAGCUGAUAGACUUUUCCUUCAGCCUUAUUACUUGGGAAUGAAUAAUUUAUUUGUGUCCAGAAAAGAAUACAGUAGUUUCUAAACAAAUAUUUGAAUUUUUUUAAUAUGCUGGGUAAUAAUGUAAAAAGCGCUUUGAUAGAGCAUGGACCUACAUUUUGCCUGUGUUUUGCACUGUACAAAAAUGUUACAUUUUAGUACUAUUAUUAUAGUGAUCUAUUAUGGCAUUUAGCAAUCUGGCAAGGGUCUUCAAUUUUGUAAAUGGGACAUGUUUUUGAAAUUUCUAGUUGAUCCCACAAAACUCCAUUUGAUAGAGUUUAAUUGAAAAUAUGUGAAAGCGGAGAAGCCAUUAAAAUAAAUUAUAUGUCAAGGCAAAUGUACACUGAUACAGGUUUAAAAGAUCAAACAGUUUCUAAAAUGUCAUGAAUAUUGGUAGGAUUAAAAGGGAAUCCAAACUUAGUAAAAACUUGUUUUUAGAGAAAAAGAAAAAUCAGAAAUGUUGAUAGGUGAAUGUUUGAACAAUAUCGGACAAACAAUAAGAAAUUUUUAGAAGUUGUAAAAAUUGGUAAUCAUGCUCAUGAAGACUUCAAAUUGGCCACAUAUGUGAUGUCAUAGUGAUAUAAUAAUGGCAAGGACUACUCUUCCGUGUACUCCAAUAUAUAAUAUGGCUAAAAUAUCAUUUUUUUUUCAAAAGUUUUACUUCAAAUUACAUUUUUCUUUCAUGAGGACAUAAAACAAUCUACUAACUGGGUUAUAUUUAGAUUAUUGCCCCAGGGGAAUUGGUACUUAGGAGAAAACCACAAAUCCCUGAUAAUUAAGUACAUGGGCUAUGGGAAAGUUGUCCUUGCCCUUUGUCAUAAUUUACUUACACAGUUGCCAAUUAAAUCUACAUAGUCUUAGGGAUCUCAAUCUUAAAGGAGCCAUAACUUUCUUAUUGCCUGUCCAAUUUCUUUCAAACUUUCAUCAUUCUGUUUUAUUUAUUUUUCUCCUUUUCAACAACAAGGCAGGAUUCCCCUUUUAAGAAAUAAGGAACAUUUGGCAUGCUUACCUAAAUAUGUAGAAAAGUUGUUUGCAUUUUAUGCAUGUACAAUUUUAGAUGCAAUUAGGGUUAGGGCCCGGGGGGGGGGGGGCACUCAGUAUAUAAUGCAUAGUGGGUACAUGUAUGUGCCGCGGAGGGGACCCCCAUUUUUACACUCAAAUUUCCGUUCCAAGGCAUAGCAUUUUUGUCUUAUUGAGAAAAAGAACAAAGAAAGCCGCUCCAAGGCAUAGCAUUUCCUUCUUAUCGAGAAAAAAGAAGAAAGAAAUCCGCUCCAAAGCUUCGCAUAUUUUUCGUUACGCCGUUCCGGUCGCGUUGAUUUGCUACAAUUUUGGUGAAAAGCGGCCGUAGAGCGCUUUUCGACCAUCGCCUAUAAGCGCGAGCGCACCCGGCGGAGGCCGCGCUAUAGCUGCGUCAUGCACGAUUGCCCGUUCCAUAUAGGGAUGCAUACGCACUCACAGAGAUACGGAGAUCCGUUCCGAGGACCCCCGUUUCACAAACAUUUGUAGUUCCGAAGCCCGUUCCGAGGACCCUCCUUUUUACAAUAAGCCCGCUCCAAGGCCCCCGUUUUUUGCCUCGCCCGCGGCACACCCCUACCACUUUUUUGGUCGAGUGCCCCCCCCGGGGGUUAGGGCCAAGUUUUGUUAACUAGAUCCAUAAACUUUCUAAGUUAUGAUGGUAAUUCCACAAAGACCCCCAACAUGGUCUAAGUUCAUUAACCCUAAAUGACCUUUGACCUUGGUCAUGUGACCUCAAACAUCUUCCCAGCCCCCUGGACUCAAAUCAGUUUUAAUAGACCAUUGAAUGACAUUUGGGAUUUUUUCUGACAUAUUCAUGGAUCAUAUUUUUUUUAAAAUCAAUAUUUCAGUAAUGAAAUGACAUUAUUAUAUCAUCAUCAUCAUCGUCAUCAUCAAUCAUCAUCAUUAUUACUACUACUUAUACUGUGCUUUUCCCAAUUGGCCCAACAUGAUUACAAUGAACUAAUUGAGUGGAACUAUUUAAUCUUAAAACUACGAAAGAGAUGGAUUUUUAAUUCCUUUUUGAAAAUUGCUAGUGUUGGAAACUGUCUACAUGUAAUAUAGCGAAUCAUUCCAGCAUUUUGAAGAUGUAAAGUUCUAUUGUUAAUGUAUGAGUUAAUGGGCCGUAUGCAUAAAGACAAGCAAUUGCUUAUAAGCAAAUGCUUUAAGCAAAAGCAAGAGCUGGUCAAGCAAAAGGGCAAGUUCAAGCAAUUGCUUAAAUUCGUAUGCACAAGCUUUUGCUUGUGCUGAAACCUUUUGCUUGCACUGCCUAAGCAAUUGCUUAUGUGUUGGACAAAGGAUCGUUACGGUUGUGCGAACAUCGCACAGUAGGACAACGACGCUUCGUUCCCGACCUGGCAGAAGUAUUUUUUAUUACGCAAAUAGGGGGAAAACAGCGCAGAGCAUCAGGGGGGUUUCUGUGUAGAUCGAUGGACAAAAAUUGCCGUAAAAAGUCUAAAAUAACAGGAAUUUGAUUAGAUAUGAAAUCACAACAUAACCUCUGGAAUAUGGAGCUUGAAACGGUAUGAAAAUUUAAUCCUUAAACGAGAAUGCCAUGAGUAAGCAAGAGCUCAAGCUGGUCUGGAGGUGCUUGAAAAAACGCAAGCAAUUGCUUAUCAAGACAAGUAAAAGGUUUAUUUUAUGCAUACGGUUUUAAGCAAUUGCUUGAUCUUUAAGCAAUUGCUUGCGGACAUCAAGCAAUUGCUUGUGCUUGCUAGCAAAAGCAUUUGCUUGCAAGCAAUUGCUUAUGUUUAUGCAUACGGAUUCAAGUAAACGGCUAGCACAAGCAAUUGCUACUUUUUAUGCAUACGGCCCAAUGAUACAAAGAGGGUCACCAGUGACCAAAGCGCUCUUACAGUAAAACCAUUACUUAAAUACUCUGAAGCCUGUUUAUUGAAUGUUUUGUAGAUAAUCAAGAUAAUGGUGAUAAUAAUAACAAUGUUUAAUAAUUUGUCAGUUUCCAGGGAGUCUGUAUCCUCAUCUCUACUUUCCCUUAUUUGUGCUUGCUUCAAUCACUAUGGCCUGUAUUCUGAAGUCAGGUUUAACUUCAACUCAGGUUUAAAGUUGUGGUUUAAGUAUGGAAAGCCAAAAGUAUCGAAUUUUUUAUUAAGUUGUAUGUAUCUUAUGUUUACUGUGCUCUUUCCUGAUUCAUCAAUGGUGAAGACAAUCAUCUAUUUUACUUCCUACACAAUUAUGAAUGAUUUGAGAGCUGAAUGAGCUGAAAUAUGAUAUCUCUAUUUUAAUGUGAUUUAUGUGACAAUUGCCUAUCCAUACUUAAACCACAACUUUAAACUGGAGUUUAAGUUAAACCUGACUUCAGAAUACGGACCUAUGUAACUUACAUUUUAGUGACCAUUGUUAAAGGACAAGUCCACCCCAACAAAAAGUUAAUUUGAAUAAAAAGAGAAAAAUCCAACAAGCAUAACACUGAAAAUUUCAUCAGAAUUGGAUGUAAAAUAAGAAAGUUAUGACAUUUUAAAAUUUUGCUUAAUUUCACAAAACAAUUAUAUGCACAUCCUGGUCGGUAUGCAAGUGAGGAGACCGAUGACGCCAUCCAUUCACUAUUUAUUUUUUAUUUUAUUAUAUGAAAUAUGAUAUAUUCUAAUUCUAAACAUCGAUUAAUUCCUCCUUGAUCAUGUGGAAUUAACAUUGCGUAAUACUUUAUAUUUCAGUCAAGUUGGUCCCUAUUGUCAAAUUUGCAAAAAAUGAAAUAUUGUCUAAUUCAAACAAUAAAAAACAAACUAGAUUUUAAUUCGUCAUGCGGACAAAUUAGGUGGUCUGUCCUUAUUCUCGCCAUCAUGAUCACUAUUACCAUGCUCAUGCAGAUCAAUAUGAUCUUCAUGAUGACAACGGAAUGGUCAUUAUGGAUGGAAUACUUCUGUAAGACGGGAGAUGAUAAAGCACUGUGAAAAGGGUCUCUUUGAUAUAUGAAAAUACAUGUGAUAUGAAAAAAGUAAUUAUAAUCUGUUUUAUCUUGCUAAAUUUUAACUUUCAUACCUUUUAAUUAUCAUAAAGUAUCAUGUACGAGGUGGUAAAAAGAAAAAAAAAAUGAAAAAAAAAUCAUCUUGUUCACCCCUAGGACUCGAACCUGCGCCCCCGAGAACUCAAGUCAAGUGCGUUAUCCAUUAAGCCACGAUAUUCCCCAUAGAGAUUAUACGUUCCCAUAGAGAUUACACGUAAGGAAAUUUGAGAAUUACAAAUCCAAUUUUGCAAGCGAAAAACGGGCAUGAUCUCGGCAUCUGAUAAAAAAAUGGAGGGCACACUUCCGAAAGCUUAGAAUCUCAGCUACUACAUGUAUGUAGUAAACGCUCAGAGAUAACUGACAAGAAAAAAUGGAGAUAUAGCUCACGAAAUUGAGGAAUGUAGAAUCUAGUUUUGUGAAAAAGUCAUGUCCCAUAGAGAUUACACGCAAUAUGAGGAAAAAUGACAUGCCUCUUUUCAUCGCUGUUUUACGCCAUGAUGCGUUUUUCAAAAUGAAACUUCAUGUUAAUUAAGGAGAAAGAGUACAUUCUAAACUACAACAUAUCGAAAUCUGGGCGAAAAACAAUCAAUAUUUACGGAGUUAUGAUCAAAUUUGCAUAAAUUUGAUGACGUCAUUUUUGAAAAAAAUGAAAUUUUCAGUUUAGGCGCAAUUUUGAUGACGUCAUGAUCAAAUUGAGGGACAAUGGUGACAUGAAAUCGAAUCUAUAACUCAUACUCUAUCGAUACAUGAAAAAAAAAUUUGGGGUCAACGGACUAUUUAAAGAGCUACAUUGAAUUUUCAAUAGACAUGUUUUUGCCCAUAUAUGGCCUGUAGUGAGAGCUCGCGCGCACACAUGCUGCAAACUUUAACGGGUGUUAAUUUCGUUAUUAAUGGUCGUAGAAGGUUGUUCAAUGUAUCAAAUUGCUCAGAAUUAUAUCAUCAAUGCAAUGAUGUAAAAAAAAAUGUGUUUCUGCGUUGCGUUAAGGAGUAACGCGCGGAAACGCGCGCGCAUACGUGCGCGCAAAUUUUUGAAAUGCUUAAAAUGACUUGAAACGUACCCAAAAAUUUUUAUAGACCAUUUAGAGAUUUUUUUUUGCUUUGACGCGCGCCAUGACCUUUACAUGACCUUUGAUGACCUUAACAGAUGACCUUUGACGUAAAGUUUAUAUCAUGUGAAUAUGGUUGAUUAUUGAUGAUCCGUUAUGUUAAUAUGAUCAAAUUGAGAAUUUUACAAAAUGGCGCGUAGAUGACGUCAUCGUGACCAGAUGACCUUGAAAAAAUUUGUGGACCGUGUCUAUGAUCGAUUCUAUAUAUGACAGAAAAAUCAGCCAAAUUGAUUUCACCAAUUCAGAGAAAAGUUGGCGACAAACAUAGGUGCUAAAAAUAAAUAAUAAAGAAAUAAAGAAAAUUCUGACGAAAUUAAGAGGUGAUCUGUCAUAGACAGACCACCUAAGUAGUCAGUGAGGGACAUCAUCGACUGUCUCAUUUGUAUGUCACUGAGUUGUGCAUAUCACUGUUCUGUGAAAAAUAAGCAAAGCUUUAAAAUUUCAUAAUUUUCUUAUUUUACAUCCGAUUUUGAUGAAACUAUCAGCGUUAUGCUAGUUUGAUUUUUCUCUGUUUAUUCAAAUCAACAUUUUUCUGUGGUGGACUUGACCUUUAAAUCUUUUCAUUCUUAAGGUUGCCUCUUAUUCUCUUUCCAGUUUCCACCUCUUGCUUUCCCUUUUCUUUUCACUUAUCUCUAUUUACUUCCCUUUUCUCAUCCUUUUCCUCUCCUCUCUCCUCUUUCAGUCCCCUUUUUCCACAUUAUUGACACCUAAGUUGUAGUAAUUAUGUUAUUGGCAUUUAUCUUACAUGUAUGAUACAAAUUUCUUUUUCAUCUGUAUGAAUCUGUAUUGUAUUUGAAUAAUUAGCUAUAAUGUUUACUCGAUAUUUUGUUAUGUUUCUAUUUUUACAUGUAACAGUUACACAUUUCAGUCUUUGACUGCUUGUGAAUGUAUUUUGAUAGUUUUAGCGAAAUAAAUCCAAUAUACAUGAAUAAUUUGAACAAUAUUCUCUGUUUCCAAGGAAGCUAGUGAAGUGAAUUAAAGAGUGGCUGGGAA